AUGUCAUUCUUUCAACCGCAAGUGUCAAAAGCUCAACAGAAGCACAAGGCCGACCCAGCACACCAACCAUGGGUCGAGAAAUAUCGUCCGAAGACCAUAGACGAUGUUUCUGCCCAGGAACACACCGUAGCUGUCUUACGCAAGACGCUGACUUCAACAAAUUUGCCGCACAUGCUGUUUUACGGCCCACCAGGUACUGGCAAGACGUCGACCAUCCUCGCCUUAGCACGUCAGCUCUUCGGACCAGAUAACUUCCGCGCAAGAGUAUUGGAGUUGAAUGCUUCAGAUGAACGUGGUAUUACGAUAGUCCGAGAGAAAAUCAAGAACUUCGCGCGUCAAACUCCUCGCGCACAGGUUGUCUCAUCGGACGGAAAGACACACCCAUGUCCACCGUACAAAAUCAUCAUCCUGGACGAAGCAGAUUCAAUGACCCAGGAUGCACAAGGAGCCCUGCGACGCAUCAUGGAGACCUAUGCCAGGAUCACCCGCUUUUGUCUCGUGUGCAAUUAUGUUACCCGCAUCAUUGAACCGCUAGCCUCAAGAUGCUCUAAGUUUCGGUUCAAACCUCUCGAUCCUACCUCCACCUCAAGUCGUCUUGCUCAGAUUGCUACAGCUGAAAAUGUCCCAGUCACGGACGAUGUGAUUACCGCCCUUAUUAGCACCUCGCAUGGUGAUCUACGUCGCUCUAUCACGUAUUUACAAUCGGCGUCGCGUCUGUCUAUGUCAACCUCUCCUCCGACACCUGUCACUGCCAGCGACAUUCAGGAAAUUGCGGGGGUAGUGCCUGAUGCUGUGAUUAACGAUUUUGCAGCGACACUCGGAGUGGAAAUCCUCUCCUCCGACGAAAUGAAGGUUGAUGGCAUUCGAGCAAAAGGAUUUGACGAUGUGAGACAGAAGGUCAAGGAUAUCGUUCGGCAAGGGUACUCUGCCUCUCAGAUACUUUCACAACUUCAUGACCUCGUCAUCGAACAUCCUACUCUCACCGCGCGUCAAAAGUCGCGGUGCGCACUUGUGUUCGCAGAGGCCGACAAGGCGCUCUGUGACGGUGCCGACGAGGAGCUGUGGAUCCUUGAAGUCGGUCUACGAGUGCAUAAAGCCCUCGCUUCAUGA
Postia placenta MAD-698-R-SB12 is the source of this 1110-nucleotide messenger RNA. RefSeq lists its product as hypothetical. Gene Ontology annotation, biological process: DNA repair; DNA-templated DNA replication. Gene Ontology annotation, molecular function: DNA clamp loader activity; ATP hydrolysis activity; DNA binding. The coding region runs from base 1 to 1110 and encodes 369 amino acids. The transcript is spliced from 6 exons. NCBI's taxonomy places the organism in Eukaryota, Fungi, Basidiomycota, Agaricomycetes, Polyporales, Adustoporiaceae. The record is from RefSeq and is a predicted model, not a curated record. Gene Ontology annotation, cellular component: DNA replication factor C complex; nucleus.